Fraxinus pennsylvanica is the source of this 1443-nucleotide messenger RNA. The record is from the annotation of a GenBank genome assembly. NCBI's taxonomy places the organism in Eukaryota, Viridiplantae, Streptophyta, Magnoliopsida, Lamiales, Oleaceae.
AUGGUGAAUUGUAGCCCUCCAGAAGAUCCCGUAAAGUGUACAGUCAAUAACUCUAAUUGCACCAUUACCAAUACCUAUGGUGCAUUCCCCGACAGAAGCAUAUGUCGUGCGGCAAAGGUUGUCUAUCCCACGACAGAAGAAGAGCUUAUAUUGGCAGUUGCAAAUGCAACGAUGGCCAAGACAAAAAUGAAAGUAGCAACUCGCACCUCACAUAGUAUUCCUAAGUUGGUCUGUCCCGAAGGCAUUAAUGGACUUCUGAUAAGCACCAAGUGCCUGAAUCGAACGUUAGUCGUUAAUGUCUCGAGCAUGACGAUGACUGUUGAGAGUGGGAUGACCCUCAGGCAGCUGAUCAAUGAGGCUGCAAAGGCGAAACUGGCUUUGCCUUACGCACCAUAUUGGUGGGGACUGACCAUCGGUGGAAUGAUGGGAACAGGUGCACACGGUAGCUCUUUAUGGGGUUUGGGGAGUCAAGUUCAUGACUAUGUAAUUCGACUUCGGAUUGUGACUCCAGCUACUGCUGAAGAGGGUUAUGCAAAGGUCCGGACACUUGAGAUUGGAAGCCCUGAGCUCGAUGCAGCUAAAGUGUCGCUAGGAGUUCUUGGGGUUAUUUCGCAGGUGACGUUGAAAUUGCAACCACUAUUCAAACGCUCUAUUACAUAUGUAAGAAAGAAUGAUUCCGACCUUGGGGAGCAAGCGGUCAGCUUCGGGAGGCAGCACGAAUAUGCAGACUUCAUAUGGUAUCCGAGUCAAAAACGAGUUGCGUACCGAAUUGAUGAUCGAGUCCCCUCCAACACGUCCGGGAACGGUCUCCUUGAUUUUCCAGGUCUAUUUUUUCACCAAACUACGUUUAGCAUUUCCUCGUCCAAAGUGAAAAAUUUCAUUGAAGAUGUACAGCAGCUAGUAGCCAUUGAACCUAAGUCCAUGUGUGGCUUGGAUCUAUACAAUGGAAUACUAAUGAGAUAUGUUACUACUUCCACGGCAUUCUUGGGAAAACAAGAAGAUGCAUUGGAUUUUGACAUCACAUACUACAGAAGCAAGGAUCCAAUGAGCCCUAGACUAUAUGAAGACAUUUUGGAAGAAAUAGAGCAGAUUGCAAUAUUCAAGUAUGGUGCCUUGCCACACUGGGGAAAGAAUCGGAACGUUGCAUUUGAUGGGGUGAUCAAGAAAUUCAAAAAUGCGAGUGAAUUUCUCAAGGUUAAAAACAAAUAUGAUCCACAGGGGUUGUUUUCCAACAGUUGGACAGAUCAAAUUCUUGGAUUAAAAGGAAAGGUGACUAUUGAAAAAGAGGGAUGUGCUUUGGAAGGCUUGUGUAUAUGCUCUCAAGACAUUCAUUGUGCCCCCAAGAAGAACUAUUUUUGUCGGCCGGGCAAAGUUUAUCGCGAUGCAAAAGUUUGUACAAAGGUUGUUACUAACAAAAAAUCUACGGCACAAGUUUCUUCUUAG